GUACAUUGGGUAGUAUGAAGCCAGUAUUGUUUCUGAGCAGUCGAAGUCAAUUGACGGAGCGAAUGCAAGCACAAAAUUUGCUGUUUGUCAUAUUAUUCCUUUGAUAUAAUUUUAAUAUAUUUUUUUUCUCCGUUGAAAUCGUUUUUUAUUCCUUUCUUAUUGACCGAAACCGAAAAAAAACCGAUUCAAUAUUUUGUGUAUGAAGAGCAAAAAAAAAAAUCAGUCGUUUUGUUUUGUUUGAAAUUCCAGUUCAGUUUUCAAUUUUAUUGUAACCGUUCAUCAUCAUCAUACGAGAGAACAACGACGAUAAAGAAAACAACAGAGCGCGAAAAAAAGAAUUCACCAGACGCGCGAAUGAGAUUGAUUGAAUUAAUUUCGAACUGAAGGACUGGACAAGCGGUUUUAUUUAAAAACCGCGUGAGAAUUAACACAGAAUUUCAAGAGAAAAAAAAAGAGCAAAACUCAGAAGAAAAAAAUAUAAACGAACGAACGAAAAACUAGCGGAUUUUUUUGUGUGUUGUUGUUUUCAUGUAGCGCACGGCCGCGUAAAUAUGUAAAACGCGAAAGUUUGUUUUUUUGUGGUGUUUUAAUUGGUAAAGUUUACUUGAAUCCAAGUCAAGUGCUUCUUUUUAUCCAUAAAAACCAAUCGGGGGGGAAAUUAUAAUCGAAACGAGAGUAUCAGUGCGCGAGAAAAACAGUAGCGGCGGCGACGGCGGCAGUAUUCACCAUCAUCAGAGACAGCAAAGCUCGAGAGAGAGAAAGAGAGAGACACGUAAACACCGUGUGCUCUGUGCUCGUCCAAUUUACAUGUGCUAUUCAUUGAACUCACACUUCUGUCAUCAGCUGGAUAAUUGACUCCGGGAGAUAAGCGCGGGAAUGUAAAAAAAAUUGAAAUGGAAGAAGAAAAAAAACCAUCGGUCGAUUAUUUGGUAAAUUAAUUAUGACAAACGAAUGGCUGCGAAAAAGAAACGCAGUAUCAACACAACGAAUUUCACGCAAAAAUCCGUUGCCGAAGACGUACCGUGUGAUUCGAAAAAAAAAUACUCAUUUAACCAUUUAUUCUGAUGAAUCAUUGACUCAUUUUAUAUUUACUCGAAAUUCGACGAAAAUUAUAUUUAAAAAAAAGCCACCACUAACAACAGCCGAAAGAAUUUUUUUUUAUUGACUUUUUACAUCAUCCUUGAGUCAGACACGAAGAACAAAUGCAUCUCAAGGUUAUGUGCUAGCCAUUUUUCAUCGGACAUGGAAAAAAGAAAAAAUUAUGAAGAAAAUCACCAACACAAAAAAGCUGUUUGAAAAAUCGAAGCGACCGCAUUGAUAGAAAGAGAGUGAGAGAAACAAAGAGCAAGAACAUUGUUAACCAAGAUGAAAGCAUUUGCGAUUUUACUGUGUAUGUAUAUGGUGUCGUUGGCCAGUAGUCUGCCGAUAAUUUCAAAGCCGCUGGAAGAUAAUCCCGAUCAUUUAGUAUGGGAGGCAUUGCUCACCAUUGAUACCCAUCGGCCGGAUGAUAAAACGCGCAAAAUCCCCAAAUCCAUAUUCAUCACGCCAAAUUUGAAUGAAUCGAAAGGAAACUGUGCACCUGAUCACAAACUCGGACCGGAUGGACGAUGUUAUAAAACCCUACAAAUUGACCCAUUGCAAAUGUUAAAAAAGCAAAUCGAAUCGCUAUUGAAAAAUAAUCGCACAGCGACCACCGAAUACGAAGACGAUUAUGAUUACAGUGAAUAUGGAGAGUCAACGGAAUCGAUGAAUGCAAACGGUCAAUAUACGGUGCCGUUGAGUUUGGGUUUUAGUGGUGAUAAUCGUAUACCACAACAAACGCAACAAACCACGUUCCCAAAUUUGAAUAGAGUUGUUAAGGAUGAUUCACAUGUGUCGCCGAUCGUGCCAUCCACCACCGUCGCCGCUACGGCAGCGCCGACCACAGAGGGCUCAACGACAGCGGCUACCACUACGACAACGACUAGCACCACGACUAUCACUGUAGCCACCAGUACCAGCACCACUUCGGCUGAUACAGACAAUCGAGAGGUGAACCAGCCCUUUCGUGCAUCGACCACUGGCAUUGAUUUGGGUUCCGAAGGCGUUAAUGUCGAAUCGAAACUCAAUCCGAUUGCCAGUGUUUCCACCACAUCGGGUACUGCUCCGUCGAGUACAACCGCGUAUACCGUUGAUACCACUUCCAGUCAAAGCUCAAGCACACACAACAACCAAGUUCAUGGACAAAAUUCGAAUCCAUCCGAAUCAUCUAUGGCAACGAUCACUUUCGAAAGCUUAAUCGAUGAAAAUCCAAGUUCGAUGCAGGUAUCCAGCUCAAUUCGUAGCGUUUCAAGUACGGAAAUCCCUGAUGCAUCAACUGAGAACGCAUCAUCGUCGGUUAAGAGCUUUUUGAUUGAAGACGAUAAUGCAUCCAGCACGGAACAAAUCGAAACCGUCACUUCAUCGGUGGACUCAAGUGAAAGAUUUGAGAAAAAUACCGAUGCAGGCGUAUCAUUGACACCAACAGUAGAAAAUGUUGAAGCACCUGAAACCAAUUCAAUGGCAUCUUCCACCGAAAGUCAGGAAACCGAACUCACCGGGCAAUCGUCAAAUGUUGAGGCAGAAUCUACUCAAGCAACGACAAAAACAUCUAUUGAAACGCAAGAUAAAUUGAAUUUACCGGUGUCAUCCGCUAGCGAAACACAACCAAAAAUCACCCCAAACACCGAUAAUGCUCAAUUAAUUGAACAGAAACCAAAUCAACACGUAAUAUUUGAUGAGGAAUUCGAGCACAAAUCCAUUACCGAACCAUCGGUGAAAUCGAUGAAUUUGAAAUUGGCACCAGAACUGUCAACGGAACAACCUGACAUCAAAUUAGUAACUGAAAGUUCGACUAUUCCGGUUCCGACACAAAAACCCAUUGAAUCAAGUAGUACGACAUCAGACGAAGGACUCUUGCCCGAAAAAAAUGACUCAUUUGAAGUGGUCGAUGCCUAUUUCAUACCAUCACCUGAAACACCCGAAGAAAUCGAUCCGGCCGUUGGUAAAAAUAUAAAUGUCAGCAUUGUUGAGCCACGUUAUCGAAUGGAAAAUGCGUCGGUCAUCUCUGACGAUGAAUUACCUGAGGCGGAACUUGCGCCCGUCAUUGACACCGGAAUCGAUGGACGUUUGAACAUUGAUGAAUUGGUUAAAUCAUCGGAUGGGUCGAUUCGUGCACAAUUUGAAGAUGAGAAAAAGAACUUGAGUACACGAUUGGCUGAAGAGUUACUGUUUCAAGGGCCAAGCGUUGAGUUUAAUGAUAGAGACAGUGUGCCAACAAAACCAGUGCGACAGUUUAAUGUACCGGUGGUAAAGAGUGAAUCGGCCGAGUCGAUUGGUAAAAAUUUUGACUUUGAGGAGGCAUUGAGCGGUGGUGUUCCAAUCGGAAGUGGCGCCAAUUUGGGCAGCGAUUCAACAACCGAAGAACCGCUUGACUACGAUUCGAUAAGAUCCCAAACGGCGAGCAUCAGCCCAGAGAUUGUACGGAAUGUUGACUAUGAGGGGCCAUUGCCAGUAAAAGAAGCGGUGCCAUUUAACAGAGAACCAGUUUCAUUCAGAAGUGAACAGCACUUCUUCCAACAGCAGCCACCACUACCACCACUACCACCACCGCAUGCACAACCAUCAAUAUAUUCAACAUUCAUCAGUCGCCUGAAAGUGGCUCCACCAUUCGUUGAGUUGCACGAUCAACAUCCAGAAACCGUGCAAUAUUCGCAUACGCCAUUCGAUAUUGCGUCAUCCUUCCAGAACGUCAGCCCCAAUCGAAGAUUUGGUACCUUCGACGCCGCAUCCGCUUCUGUGACCACACAUCCAACAUUCACCCUGCCCGAUGCAGAUCGAAGCCUUGAAGUCGAUCAGCCAACACCCGUUCGUGCCAAAUCACUACAAAUCGGCAUCAAUUGCUAUGUGAAAAAUCUCGACAAACAACAGUACAUCAUUUGUGACGAUGCAUAAAAACAAAAUCGGUUUCCAUUUUUUCUUGUCACAACAACAGAAAAAUACAAAAAUAAAAACAAAAUUCUCACAAAUUCCCGAAGAGUCACAAAUGUUUGUACCACGCACGAGCAGCAAACGUUAUCCAGAAGAGAAUAGAAAAAAAACAACCAACCCAGAAUGCCAAGCAAACGUUGUGCUGUGUGGUGUAUUUGUAUAAAUCAUCAGCGAGCGAAACAAGAAAGAAGAACAAUACGUAAUAUGCCUGAGUUCCUGUUUGUUUGUUGUCAAUGCGCGAACGUGUGUGUUGGUCGUAAGACACGGGGCUGCAACGAAUCUAUUUCCUCUUUAUACUAUUUGCUUUUUUUUGUAUAAUUUGCCAAAAUGUCCAUUGACAACACACUCGAGAGAAGAAAACAAAUGAUAAGGAAAUUAAUAUGUGCGAUUGCAAAAGAUGAGCAAUUACAAAAAAAAAAUAUAUUAGAUAUAUUUAUUAGUGAAGGUAGAUGCGAUGAGGAUAUAGUGUUAAUAAUUAGAGUCUGAACAAAGCCAAUUCAAAUGCCAACGGUAUUACUAUGGACUUUUAUUUCAUUGAAAUGUAAAUGUGGCGUCUCAACAAAUGGCGUACAAUCCUCCAGAGACAACAAUAGAAAGAGGUAAACACAUGAGAAUCUCAUACAAGAAAAAAAAAUGCCACAGACUCUUGAGCUAAACGAAUUUUUUUUUUUGUGUAACAACAAACUAAAACGCCAAAUUUCACACACACAAAAAAAAGCGAAGGAAAUUGUAAUGAACGAUCAAAAGUGUGAACAAAAUGAAGGAAACGAAGUAGAAAAGAAAAACGAAGCAUCCAUUCAAUUCAAUUCAAGCAAUAUUUAUGUCUUCAAUUUUUACUGUAGUGCUUUAUAUCUGUAUGUAUAUUUAUCUUUGUAUUGUAUAGAAACUACUAAAAUGCAAUAUCGAAUAUUUCGAUUUUUUCAAAUACUAA
Messenger RNA from Sitodiplosis mosellana (orange wheat blossom midge), 4939 nucleotides. RefSeq lists its product as uncharacterized. The record is from RefSeq and is a predicted model, not a curated record. The transcript has 5 exons. Bases 1366 to 3972 code for a protein of 868 amino acids. NCBI's taxonomy places the organism in Eukaryota, Metazoa, Arthropoda, Insecta, Diptera, Cecidomyiidae.